Molecule: messenger RNA, 4147 nt
Organism: Megalobrama amblycephala (Wuchang bream)
Lineage: Eukaryota; Metazoa; Chordata; Actinopteri; Cypriniformes; Xenocyprididae
Gene: sec24a
Product: SEC24 homolog A, COPII coat complex component
Exons: 22
Coding region: 84-3110 (1008 amino acids)
Biological process (GO): endoplasmic reticulum to Golgi vesicle-mediated transport; intracellular protein transport; COPII-coated vesicle cargo loading
Cellular component (GO): COPII vesicle coat; endoplasmic reticulum exit site
Molecular function (GO): SNARE binding; zinc ion binding
Source: RefSeq, a predicted model, not a curated record
GACCGGAGCCGCGGGCCUGUGAUCGACACAUCGCGCCGCGAGCCGCUCGGUACUGACUCCAGUGAAUCUGCGCGUCUUUCAGGAUGUCCAGCGGCGGCUUCGCGUCACAGAACGGCGCUGGAGGCUCGUACACGAACGGUCCGUCGCAGAACCCCGUGGGCGUUUACCCCUCUAAUCAGGGCUUCAUGGCUCCGCCCCUGCCGGGCUACAUGAACAGCCUGCCGACCAAAGGCCCUCCGCCGGCCGGACCCGGCUACUACAGCUCCAACCGGCACCAGCCUUCACCCGUGGGCACGCCCGCCGCUCUGCCCGCGUCACCCAGCCACAGGAUGGGCCCGCCACAGGCCUCGGCCACCCCGCCGCCCCCCAGCAGCUACUCCCAGCAUCCUCAGCAGCCCAGCAGCUGGAGCGGCGCCACACUGGCCCCUGCGGGGAACCACGUGAGCCCGGCUCCGUACGCCAGCGGAACCAGCACACCUCCCGUCUUCCAGAACACUAUGCAGCCUCCGGCAGCCCUGCAGCACGCUCCACCUGCGCUGAAUGUAAUGGCGCCCCAUCAGUCGUACGGCCCUCCGCCAGCGUUCGGACCGUCAGCAGCGAUGAGAGGAACACCGCCUCCCCCUGUCCCGCCGCCGCCUCUCGCCCCACACAGCGACGCAGGACUGUAUCCGGCUCAGCCUGCUCCGAUGAACCGGCCGACGGGCUCCUCCUACCCCUCUCUCCAGCCGGCCUAUCACAGUCCAGCACCGGCGCCGCAGCAGCAGCACUACCCGCAGGGUGUGUUGUCUGUCCAGCCGUCUGUCAGCGCCGCUCAGCUGAGUCCGUCUCUGGCGGCCAUGAGCCUGCAGUCGCAGCCGCCCGAGGCCCUGCGUGUGGUCAACCUGCUGCAGGAGCGCAGCCUCCUCCCCGCAGGAGCCGUGACGCCGCCCGCCCCGUGUCUGCCGCAGGACCUGCAGAAGCUCAACUGCAGCCCAGAGGUCUUCCGCUGCACUCUGACCAGCAUCCCUCAGACUCAGUCUCUGCUGAACAAAGCUAAGCUUCCCCUCGGCCUCCUGCUGCACCCGUUCAAAGACCUCUCCCAGCUACCCGUUGUGACCUCCAGUAAUAUCGUACGCUGUCGCUCUUGUCGGACGUACAUCAACCCGUUCGUGUCGUUCGUGGACGCCAGAAGAUGGAAGUGCAAUCUGUGUCAUCGAGUCAAUGAUGUUCCAGAGGAGUUCAUGUAUAAUCCGGUCAGCAGGUCAUACGGAGCGCCUCACAAAAGACCAGAGGUCCAGAACGCCACCAUCGAGUUCAUCGCCCCGUCAGAAUACAUGCUGAGGCCGCCGCAGCCCGCCGUCUACCUGUUCGUCCUGGACGUGUCUCACAACGCGGUGGAGACCGGAUAUCUGGAUGUCGUCUGCCAGUCUCUUCUUGACAACCUGGACUCGCUUCCCGGAGACACUCGGAUGAAAAUCGGCUUCAUCACGUUUGACAGCACCAUCCAUUUCUACAACCUCCAAGAAGGACUCUCGCAGCCGCAGAUGCUCAUCGUGUCAGACAUCGACGAUGUGUUCUUGCCCACUCCGGACAGCCUGUUGGUCAACCUGAACGAGUGCAGAGAGCUGGUCCAGGAUCUGCUGGCGAGUCUGCCGCAGAUGUUCAGCAGGACGAUGGAGACUCAGUCCGGUCUGGGUCCGGCGCUGCAGGCCGCGUUCAAGCUGCUGUCGCCCACCGGCGGACGCAUGUCUGUGUUCCAGACCCAGCUGCCCACCGUCGGCAUCGGAGCGCUCAAGCCCAGAGAGGAGCCCAACCAGAGAGCGCCUGCCAAGGACGUCCAGAAUCUCAGUCCUGCCACAGACUUCUAUAAGAAACUGGCUCUGGACUGUUCUGGUCAUCAUGUGGCGGUGGAUCUGUUCCUGCUGAGCGCUCAGUACUGCGAUCUGUCCUCUCUAGGUUGUAUAUCCAGAUACUCUGCAGGAAGUGUGUAUUUCUACCCCUCGUACCACAAGCAGCACAACCCGUCUCAGACGGAGCGCUUCCAGAAGGAUCUGAAGAGGUACCUGACGCGCAAGAUCGGCUUCGAGGCCGUCAUGAGGAUACGCUGCACCAAAGGUCUGUCCAUACACACGUUCCACGGGAACUUCUUUGUGCGCUCCACGGACCUGCUGUCUCUGGCCAACGUCAACCCCGACGCCGGCUUCGCCGUGCAGAUGUCCAUCGAGGAGAACCUGCUGGACCUGCAGGUGGUGUCCUUCCAGGCCGCGCUGCUCUACACGUCCAGCAAAGGCGAGAGGAGGAUUCGAGUGCACACGCUGUGUCUGCCGGUGGUCAACUCUCUGAGCGACAUCUUCGCCGGAGCCGAUGUUCAGGCCAUCGCCGCUCUCCUGGCCAGCAUGGCUGUGGAUCGCUCCGUGACGGCCAGUCUGGGCGACGCGCGGGACGCCCUGAUCAACGCGGCCAUCGACACGCUGGUGUCGUACCGCUCCUCGGUGCUGAGCGUCCAGCAGCCCGGUCUGCUGGCUCCCGCCUGCCUGCGUCUGUUCCCGCUCUACAUCCUGGCCCUGCUCAAACACAAAGCCUUCCGGACGAGCGCCGGCACCCGGCUGGACGAGCGCGUGUUUGCCAUGGGUCAGCUGAAGUGCCAGCCGCUGGCGUAUCUCAUGCUCAUGGUCCAUCCCAGCCUGUACCGAGUGGAUAACCUGAGUGACGAGGGGGCGCUGAACGUCAGUGACCGCACCAUCCCUCAGCCCAGAGCGCUGCAGCUGUCUGUGGAGAAACUGAGCCGGGACGCCGCCUUCCUCAUGGACUGCGGCACAGUCAUGUAUCUCUGGAUUGGACGAAACUGUAACCCAGUGUUCCUCACGCAGGUGCUGGGAGUGGACAGUUACGCUGCGGUUCCUCUCAACAUGAAUCAGCUCCCAGAGUUGGACACGGCAGAAUCAUCCCGGUUCCGAGCUUUGAUCGACUGGCUGAGAGAACGCCGGCCGUUCCACCCCGUCCUGCACGUCAUCAGAGACGAGAGUCCGCUGAAGGCUGAUUUCAUGCAGAACAUGAUCGAGGACCUCAGUGAAUCCGCUCUGUCGUACUACGAGUUCCUGCUGCACCUGCAACAGCAGAUCUGCAAGUGAUGGUCACACCGCAGCCGAGUCUCACACUACAGCCGUGAUGCCUGUGUUUGCACCGACACACACGUCACGUUCACGAGCGCUUCCCUCGCCUCGCCGUCAGUCUGUAUGAGGAUGUGUCUGAGCGCAGAUCAUUUCUAAUUUAUUGCCUUUUACUAAAAAAAAAUGAAAAUGUAGGAAAAAUUGUUUCUUAUGACUUUCUUACAACCUUUAUAAUGAGUGCUAUUCAGAUUUAGAGCUUCAUAAUUAGUGCUGUUCAUUCUCACACAUUUAUUCGUUUCAGUUUGUGUUCUUCAGUCAUUUGUUUUAAUUUAUGAGAGGCAAUUCAGUUGAGAUCGAUAUUUGCCUUCGGUGGGACUGGUGGAAAUGUGCUGGAGAGAUGCUGUGUGAGUCUGUCGUGUUUCACGUGGGCGAAUUCAGACACUCGACUCUGUGAUCUUCAAACAUUAUAGAAACAUGUAUAUUGAUAAACCUAUAUUAUAUAUCAAAAGAUUGUUAAUUUUAGUAAAAACAUUAUUCAGAUGAUGCGAGAUGAUAAAAAGAAAAAUAAACUGCUUGGGACUUUAAUUAUUUCUUUUCCCCGUGAAGAGAGAUUUUUAUGGACUGGUUAAUCUGACAGCAGAAUGAGCGACUGCAGAGAGACGUGGAAGAUGACUGUGAGCUUAAAGCUUGAAAUAUAAUCCAAAAUACAGAAUAUAUGUAGAGAUUCUUCAGAUCUCUCCGCAGAUAAUAGAUAAUUAUGUCAAAUGACUGGCUGUGAAUGAAGAACUGAUGAAGGAAGAGUAUAAGAACAAUAAUCUUCACGGUCUUGAUUAUGUUUGCAGACAUUUCUUGGGUAAUCAAGUUUAUCAUUCAGAGGGAUAUUUUUUUAGAUGAAUAAAAAAAGAAAUCCUCUCGUUUCCUCUCAGUUGUUAAGCUCAUUUUAGCACAACUGUGUUUUUGAGCAAUUUGUAAAUUCUCUGCAAUUUUGUACAUGUGAACUUUCUGAAGGAAUUAAAUGAUCAUUAAAGAGGAAGCCUCGCAUGACCUCUACUGAAUAA